CCGAAUUUUCGAUUGGUCACCGGUGCUAACGCAGUUGCACGGGAACGGUCUUACCUUUAGGACUACAAAAGAAAACAAAUCAAAAAUUCGCACAAAAACAUUGCCAAAAAGAUCAAAAUGGUGUCGUUGGAGAAGCUGAAACAAUUGAGACUGAUCCACCUGUGCAUCGCGCUCACCUUCUUCACGAGUGGGCUAUGCAUCAACUUUAUCCAGUUGCUGAUGCACGUGAUCAUCAAGCCCAUAAACGCGCAGCUCUUCCGCAAGUUGAUGUACUAUGCCUGCUACUCGCUCUACUCUCAACUUAUCUUCGUGUCCGACUGGUAUGCCGGCUGCAAGAUGACCGUCUACAUGGAUAAGGACGACUUUGAAAAGCACGCCGGCAAGGAGCAUGUGCUCCUGCUCAUGAACCACAAGUACGAGAUCGACUGGCUCAACGGCUGGAUGAUCUGCGAAAAGCUGGGCGUCCUUGGCAAUUGCAAGGCGUAUGCCAAGAAGCCCAUUCGCUAUGUGCCCAUCAUGGGAUGGUGCUGGUGGCUCGCCGAGUUCGUCUUCCUUAACCGCAACUUCGAUCAGGACAAGACCAUCAUCACCGAGCAGCUUAAGGUGGUCUACUCCUAUCCCGAUCCCACCUGGCUUUUGCUCAAUGCGGAGGGCACUCGUUUCACUCCCGCCAAGCACGAGGCCUCCGUCAAGUUUGCCCAGGAGAGGGGCAUGACGGUGCUGAAGCACCAUUUGAUCCCGCGCACCAAGGGAUUCACCGCCAGUUUGGCUCCCAUUCGUGGUCUGUGUCCCGUCAUCUACGACAUCAAUCUAGCGUACAGGCCCACAGAAAAGACUCCUGCCACCAUGUUGAGCCUGCUUCAUGGAAAGGGCGUCGAGCCCCACAUGCUGAUGAGGCGUAUUCCCUUGGAACAGGUGCCCGAGGAUGAAAAGGAGGCCGCUGCCUGGCUGCAGAAUCUGUAUGUGGAGAAGGACAAGAUCAUCGACAGUUUCCUGGAGACGGGCAGCUUCUUCAAGACUUCCGGAGUGAAGGAAGUGCCAGCCUACGUGAACAAACCGCGACUUUGUUCCCUGGUGAAUUUCGCUUGUUGGGCGGUAUUCUCGUUAUCCUGCAUUUUCUACUACUUGGUAUCUUCUCUGCUGGCGGCCAACUGGACCGCCUUCAUCACGGCUCUUUCCGUGCUCGGACUUUUUUACUGGCUGAUGGGCCAGGGCAUCAACAAGACGCAGAUUAGCAAGGGAUCCAGUUAUGGAGCUGGAUCCGGCAAGGCGAGCACAAAAUAACUUUCGAUUUCGCAUUUAGUUCUGAUUGCUGACGAACUCAAUUAUCUACAAGUGACUUUGUAUAAAAAAAAUGGCAGUCCUCUCACAAAUCUCUCUGCUAAAUGGAUCAAUUCGCGAUUCCUACCCGGACGAUUUAAAAGUGUUUUUUGAACAGAAGUGCAUGUUUUUUGUCUAAGUUUAUGGUUACGAGGUAACUCCCGCACACUGGAGUCAUAAAUUUGCGUACGUAGUUGGUAGUUGUACACCUAAGUGGAAAUUUAAUUGUUUCAUCAAUUGUAAUUUGGCGAGCAUUGCAAUAAUUAAAUUAAAUAGAACUUGAAA
Messenger RNA from Drosophila ficusphila, 1605 nucleotides. RefSeq names its product 1-acyl-sn-glycerol-3-phosphate acyltransferase gamma (gene Agpat3). Gene Ontology annotation, molecular function: 1-acylglycerol-3-phosphate O-acyltransferase activity. Gene Ontology annotation, cellular component: endomembrane system. Lineage: Eukaryota; Metazoa; Arthropoda; Insecta; Diptera; Drosophilidae. The record is from RefSeq and is a predicted model, not a curated record.